Messenger RNA from Puccinia graminis f. sp. tritici CRL 75-36-700-3, 546 nucleotides. RefSeq lists its product as uncharacterized. The coding region runs from base 1 to 546 and encodes 181 amino acids. The transcript has 3 exons. Lineage: Eukaryota; Fungi; Basidiomycota; Pucciniomycetes; Pucciniales; Pucciniaceae. The record is from RefSeq and is a predicted model, not a curated record.
AUGGUCUGGACUAGUCCAAGAACAUGGAAAGCAGAUGAGCGCGAGAAGUUUAAAGGUCUUUCCCCAGAACACUUUAUACAUUCACUUUACUCCUCAUCUCGCCUUCUCUAUCAAUCAACUUAUCAGAACACAUUCCCCAAUCUUUACCAUCAAACUCAAAUCCUCUACAAGGAAAAUUUUGAGCACCUCCCACCCACCCAAUUUUUACAUUCAAUACUAAGUUUGGACAGCUUCUUUGCUCCAAACCUAUCUCCUACAGUGACCCCGCCUUUCCAAGAACAUGGAAAGCAGAUGAGCGCGAGAAGUUUAAAGGUCUUUCCCCAGAACACUUUAUACAUUCACUUUAUCCCUCAUCUCGCCUUCUCUAUCAAUCAACUUAUCAGAACACAUUCCCCCAAUCUUUACCAUCAAACUCAAAUCCUCUACAAGGAAAUUUUUGAGCACCUCCCACCCACCCAAUUUUUACAUUCAAUACUAAGUUUGGACAGCUUCUUUGCUCCAAACCUAUCUCCUACAGUGACCCCGCCUUUAAAAUUACCUCCAUAA